AGAUAAUUCUCAUAUUCUGCAAAAUAAAUGGAUUUUAAACGGGAGGUCUUAAGUCAACAACUGAAUGUUGGUGGACAGUACACAACGACGUCUAUGCGGCGGGGGGUCGUGUCUUCAAAGUGGUUGAGGUUCGUUUGAGGUUCGUUUGAUGUGGGUAAAUCGUCUUUCCCCUCAAAAAGUUCGUGAACUUUUCUUGGCCGUGACGAGCAGGGUGACGCUAUUGGUAACGGCUAAAAAAUAUAAAUAAAUUUUAAAAAAACGCACACAACAGCGCGCACAAGUCCACCUGAGCAAUGCACCUCGGCCGUCGCACGCCGUUGCCUGUCUGCUCCGGAAGAACGAUGAGGGUACGGAACCGCGGAGCGCAAACGCUCAUCACCACAAUGGGCGCCUUCGUGGCAUUCAGCCUCAUGGCCAUCGCCGUGGGGACGGACUACUGGCUGUUCUCUCCCGGGGUCUGUCGAACCAGUGCCGGCGAUAACGAAACGAACUCCAUGAACGAGGAGGUGCUGACGCAUUCGGGUCUUUGGCGCCAGUGUUGUGUGGAAGGCACCUUUACUGGUGUUUGUAAAAACAUCGACCACUUCCCAGAAGAUGCAGAGUAUGAACAAGAUGCAGCAGAAUAUCUACUUUGUGCAGUGCGUGCAUACAGUCUCUUUCCCAUCUUGAGUGUAGGACUGCUAUUCGUUGGCGCGGUGUGCGUAGCCGCCAGUGAGGUCUACAAGCGCCGUGACAAUGUCAUCUUGAGCGCAGGGAUUUUUUUCGUCUCCGCUGGUCUCAGCAACAUUAUCGGCAUCAUUGUGUACAUCUCCGCCAAUGCUAAUGACCCUAACCAGGGCGAGUCCAAGCGGAGUCACUGGUACGGCUGGAGCUUCUACUGCGGCGCACUGUCCUUCAUCAUUGCUGAGACCGUGGGCGUUCUCACCGUGCACCUCUUCAUCCAAACGCACCGCGAGCUCCUACGAGCGCACGCCCGACACUCGCUGCAGCCUCACGCGCACGCCCCCCCGCAACUCCGCCGAUCUUUUAACUGUCGCAUCCAACAAGUUCAGUCUAGCCCAUCCGAUCUCUCUCCCGGUCUCCAUGGCAGCGACCUGGGAGCAGGUUACGGACCACCCACACACCCGCAUGACUCCGUCAAUGCCAGCCACGGCUUUGCGCACUUUCACAACGCGGUUAUCGCUAAUGAUAAAUGCAACGGCGCACACGUGCGAGUGCUGCAAAACUCAGUCAAAUCAGACAACGGUUUCCUUAUUAAUCUGACGUCCGCAAGCGCAGAGAAAGGUUUCGGUUUCUUCGAUGCUCAUGCAAAAACUGCGGUGAAGGUGGACAACGGUCCAGUGCCUAGGCUGCACACGUUUAACUCCGUUAAUGACGAUGCCCCGACGAAGGGGCAUAGUUAUUCACCCAUGAGUGGCAGCGCCACAAGAAGAACCACACCUGUUUGAAAGAAAAGCUACAGGUGAGAUCACCACCAGUAUGUUUGCACCGAGUACCAACUAACUGGGGUCUGCUGCGAAACAUACACUGACACUGUACAGGGUGUAUGUGGUGUUUUUACACCCACACAAAUACAUUAAUGUAGCGUAUACUUAAAGGCAAGGAUAUUGAAGCCAUUGUUGACCGAAUGUUUUUUAUGCAACAGAAAUAAAAACCGAAACAUACUUCAACUUUUUCAAAACUGUUUAGAAAGACAAGAUCAAGGUCUACAACCGAAAAUGAACUGGUACCCACUAUCACCAGAUAAUUCACUAGUCGAACAAUAUUCAUUAUGUGGGAUGAACUUCAACGCUCAGUGAGGAAAGGACACUACACUAGUCAAGAAGUGGCUUGGAAUGCCAUACCAACAACAUACCUGCUGGAACUUCAUGAAAGGAGUCCUUAAACAUCAAAGCUAAAGGAUGGUGUUUUGAUAAACGUAGAGUUCAACCAAAAACACAUUUUGAGUCACGUGAUUUUGUUCUGUGUUAAUAUAUUAUCGUCCAUAUUUUCUUUUUUUGUGGGGGGGAGAUUUGUUUUUUAUAGUAUUUGGCCUGUAGUGUAUAUCAGAAGACGACCGGGUGAUUAGGAGCUGCUAAAAUUCAGAAGCUUUUGAGGACCAUGACAUUAUUGUUAAUGAUGUAAUGCUAAAAACUGGACAGAUGGGGGCAGAGAAGGUUUACAAAAACAUAACCAGUAACUAUUGUAACCCCUGCGAUAUUCACAGCUUGCCUUCUGGUUAUCCCUAGAUUUAUGUGUAAAUACAACAUUUCAAGGCAGUUAGAACAUUUAGAAAGAAGGACGUAAAAUGUGAGAGCGUGGUUUAUUAAAACCAAGCUCUGCUCCUGAUGGAAAUCAUAAUUCUCCGCAGGUUACGUUUGGCACUAUCCCAAAUAGA
Electrophorus electricus (electric eel) is the source of this 2377-nucleotide messenger RNA. RefSeq names its product calcium channel, voltage-dependent, gamma subunit 3a (gene cacng3a). Gene Ontology annotation, biological process: neurotransmitter receptor internalization; calcium ion transport; regulation of AMPA receptor activity. The record is from RefSeq and is a predicted model, not a curated record. Gene Ontology annotation, cellular component: AMPA glutamate receptor complex; postsynaptic density membrane. Lineage: Eukaryota; Metazoa; Chordata; Actinopteri; Gymnotiformes; Gymnotidae. Gene Ontology annotation, molecular function: channel regulator activity; voltage-gated calcium channel activity.